UUUGGAUUUCAGGAUCACAAUUGUCUGAGUAGGAAGAGAGAAUGGAUCUGGUUGUGGUUCUGGGGCUCUGUCUCUCCUGUUUGCUUCUCCUUUUACUCUGGAAAGAGAGCUCCAGGAAAGGGAAGCUCCCACCUGGCCCCACUCCUCUCCCUAUUAUUGGAAAUAUCCUACAGUUAGAUGUUAAGAACAUCAGCAAAUCCUUAAGUAAUCUUUCAAAAGUCUAUGGCCCUGUGUUUACUCUGUAUUUUGGCAUGAAGCCCACUGUGGUGCUGCAUGGAUAUGAAGCAGUGAAGGAAGCCCUGAUUGAUCUGGGGGAGGAGUUUUCCGGGAGAGGCCGUUUCCCAGUGACUGAAAGAGUUAAUAAAGGACAUGGAAUCAUUUCCAGCAAUGGAAAGAGGUGGAAAGAGAUCCGGCGCUUCUCCCUCAUGACUCUGCGAAAUUUCGGGAUGGGGAAGAGGAGUAUUGAGGACCGAGUUCAAGAGGAAGCCCGUUGCCUUGUGGAGGAGUUGAGAAAAACCAAUGCUUCACCCUGUGACCCCACUUUUAUCCUGGGCUGUGCUCCCUGCAAUGUGAUCUGCUCCAUCAUAUUCCAGAAUCGUUUUGAUUAUAAAGAUCAGAAUUUUCUAAACAUAAUGAGAGUCUUUGAUGAAAAUUUCAAGAUUCUGAGCUCUCCAUGGAUGCAGAUCUGCAAUGCUUUUCCUGCUCUCCUUGAGUAUUUCCCAGGGAGUACUGACAAAUUAUUUAAAAAUGUUGCUUAUAUAAGAAGUUAUAUUUUGGAGAAAGUAAAGGAACACCAGGCAUCUCUGGACAUUAACAAUCCUCGGGACUUUAUUGAUUGUUUCCUGAUUAAAAUGGAGCAGGAAAAGCAAAAUCAACAGUCGGAGUUUACUUUUGAAAACUUAAAAAUCACUGUAUCUGAUUUGUUUGGAGCUGGGACAGAGACAACGAGCACCACCCUGAGAUAUGGACUUCUCCUCCUGCUGAAGCACCCAGAGGUCAUAGCUAAAGUCCAGGAAGAGAUUGAUCGUGUGAUUGGCAGACACCGGAGCCCGUGCAUGCAGGACAGGAGCCACAUGCCCUAUACAGAUGCUGUGGUGCAUGAGAUCCAGAGAUACAUUGACCUCCUCCCUACCAAUGUGCCCCAUGCAGUGACUCGUGACGUUAAAUUCAGAAACUACUUUAUCCCUAAGGUAAAAGGGAAAUAAUGGAGUAGAUAUGAGAAUGAGAUUGCCUAUCUUUUCCAUCCAUUACAUCAGAUUUGGAAAUGAGCAUUCCAUCCUGUAUAGGGCAUCCCAGUAGAAAAAUAUGCAACAUUGCGUGGCUGAUUCUACCUUCUUAUGAAUCAGAUAAGUGAUUUCUUCUAUCGUAGGCUGGGACCAUUGAGCUAGGUGGAAAUAAUGGUCUAAAACAAGUUUUGAUAAACCUUUUAUAUAAAGAGCCAGAGUGUAAAUAUUUUAGACCUCAUGGGCCUUGAAGUGUCUGAUGCAGCAUUAAAAUCUGCCAUUGUAGCAUGGAAGCAGUCAUAGAGCAUAUGUAAACAAAUGAGAAAGGCUAUAUCUCAAUAUUUAUUGAAACUGAAAUUUAAAUUUCACGUAAUUUUAGUGUCACAAAAUUUUAUUCUUCCUUGGUCUUUUCAAUUUAAAAUGUUUAGCUCAUGCACUGUAUAAAAACAGGUAGUAGGCUGGAUUUCCACAGGGGUUAUUUUUUGUUGAUGUCUGUUAUAAAACAAUCAGUCUAAUAGAACACUUUGCAAUGAUGUCAGGUUUAUUCGCACUUUUUUUUGCCUUAUCUAAAGAAUAUUUGCCUGCACAGGAUCCCAAAGAUUUACUCUUAUUUUUUUCUAAAGCUUUACAGUUUUAGCACUUAUAUUUAGAUCAUUGAUCCAUUCAGGUAAAUUUUACUUAUGGUGCAGAGUAAUGGUCAUGCCUCCUUUUAUUUCUUUGUGAAUAUCCAAUUGUUCAAAUCAUUUAAUAAAAAUAUAUUGGCUUUUGUAUCUUUCUUUUUUUGCUUUUAUAUCUUAAUGAAAGAAAUUCCUAUAUUGUUAAAAAAUAUACAACCAAAUAAUUUUAAAAAUAAAGUUUUAGACCUGCUAUAUGAUAAAUUUAAUGGGUGUAAUUUCACCCCAACAUGUCAUUAAAAUUUUUUUAAUCUAAAAACAUUAAAACAUGUGCAUAUAUAUGUAGUAUAUAAAUUUGUAUACAUGUCUACUUUUAUAUCCAUGUAUCUAUUUAUCUGUCAACACCUUAAUACUUCAGUCAGUAUAUUUCAAUAGGAAUAAUUUUUGUAUACAGAUUAAUAAUAGCAUUCACACUCAAGAGUUAUCAUUGAUACAAUAAUAUUAUCUAAUGUACAGCUUUUAUUUAAAUUUUAUCAACUUUCCUAGAAUAUCCUUUAUAGCUUUCUCUUUCUUUGCAAUUCAGUAUCCAGCCAAGGAACAAGCACAUAAUUUGGUUUUCUUUUCUUUUUGUCUCCUAUUAUCAGUUCCCCUUGCUAUGUUUUCUUUCAGUAUAUUUAACUUUGUGAAGAGCCAAGGCCAUGAGUCAUGUAAAAUAUUCCUCAGGCUGGUUUUGUGUGAUUUUUUUUUACAUUUUGAUUUUGGCAGGAGAACUACACAAGUGUGCUUUGUAUGUCCCACUGAAGGUCAUUGGUGAGGCGGGGGUCACAUAAUGUCACUUAUCCCAUUAUUGGUUGUGCUAUGUUUCUCACACAAUAAAGUGGUAUCUGGCAGAUCUCUCCAAGGCAGAAGUUCUGUUUUUGCAUUUAAUUAAUCAAAAUCUAUGGCAUACUAAUUUAGGAUUAUUGAAUAUCAUGCUUUCCAUUCAUUCACCCAACAGUUUUAACAUUAAUUGAUAAAACUUGCCUCAAUUGAUGAUCCUAAGCUGAACUAUUACAAAAUGAUUGUUCUAAUUUUAUCAUCGUUUCUGUGUUUCUAAGCUAGGAUUAAUCUGUAAUGGAGUCUACUUCAUAUUUUUAAAUUAAGACAAACAAGCUGCUUGGCAAUGAUAUGCACUAAUAGUUGUUACUGUACUUAUUGUUAUUACCUCAGAAGAGAUUAAUUUUAAUUAGAUCAGAUGUCUGUUUGCAAAAGCCCUAUGAACAGAUAACUCCAGGUGUUUCAAGCUCCAACAGACACUUCCACUUUAAACCAUAAUCCACAUAUGAGAGUAGUGAAAAAUGAAAAGAUAAAAUAAAGAGCUGAUGGGACAUACACUAGUGUCCACACGUGGUGAUAAACAGAAUGGAUUCAGAAGGUCUGGUACCAUAGGAUCCAUAUACUCAGUAUUUCAAAUGCUAUUGGAGUUCACUUUAGCAACAUCAAUGCCAUUAAACUUAAACUUAUCCUUGUUUAUUCCUUGUUCUGUCUGGCUCAAAAUGCCACUAUGUUUCUUUAGACUUAGGAUUCCUCUUCUAUAGAUCAUAAGAUUGCACUAAAUUAUUUACAACAUUUAUUCCAGCUCCAUGACUUUUUGAUAACUCUGUUUAUCUUUAUCUGUUCUUUCCAGGGCACAACCAUAUUAAUAUCACUGACUUCUGUGCUGCACGAUGACAGAGAAUUCCCCAAUCCAGAAGUAUUUGACCCUGGUCACUUCCUGGAUGAGAGUGGCAACUUUAAGAAGAGCGACUACUUCAUGGCUUU
This is a messenger RNA of Equus quagga, 3637 nucleotides long. Its product is annotated as cytochrome P450 2C19-like. The record is from RefSeq and is a predicted model, not a curated record. Gene Ontology annotation, biological process: xenobiotic metabolic process. The transcript has 8 exons. Lineage: Eukaryota; Metazoa; Chordata; Mammalia; Perissodactyla; Equidae. Gene Ontology annotation, cellular component: intracellular membrane-bounded organelle; cytoplasm. Gene Ontology annotation, molecular function: heme binding; oxidoreductase activity, acting on paired donors, with incorporation or reduction of molecular oxygen, reduced flavin or flavoprotein as one donor, and incorporation of one atom of oxygen; iron ion binding. Bases 42 to 1205 code for a protein of 387 amino acids.